Messenger RNA from Olea europaea var. sylvestris, 5508 nucleotides. Its product is annotated as myosin-17-like. Gene Ontology annotation, biological process: vesicle transport along actin filament; actin filament organization. The record is from RefSeq and is a predicted model, not a curated record. Lineage: Eukaryota; Viridiplantae; Streptophyta; Magnoliopsida; Lamiales; Oleaceae. The coding region runs from base 403 to 4995 and encodes 1530 amino acids. Gene Ontology annotation, molecular function: actin filament binding; ATP binding; microfilament motor activity. Gene Ontology annotation, cellular component: cytoplasm; actin cytoskeleton; vesicle. The transcript is spliced from 39 exons.
CUUCAGCGUUUGUGUGUGGGACUCAACAACUAGCUGACCAGACAAAUGAAGUUUUAGAGAGAGAAAGCAUAAGAAUGUUAUACCACAAUACAGCCCAAACCAGCAAAUUUUAGAGAGAGAAACAAACAAGAAGUAACUCUAUACCAUUUUAUCUGUACAUGUUUGUAUACAUACACGUAUUUUCAUAGAUAUUGUAUUCGAAUUAGUGUUCAUAAGGUGGAAGAUUGUUAGAUAGAGAAAGCGAAAAGGUAUUGCUAAUUAAUUUGCCUAAUCGGAAGAGAAAAGGUUGUGGUGGAUAUUGAAAUUCCUGAGGAUCUGAUCCGACUCAACGAGUCAAGGCAGGUCGUGUCUUUGUCUUAAUGAGUUGAAGAGCAGGAGAUCGAAUUUCUCGCAAAUUUAGUUAUGGCAGCACCAGUUAACAUUAUUGUUGGUUCACAUGUAUGGGUUGAGGAUCCAGUCUUGGCAUGGAUUGACGGAGAAGUAACCCGAUUAGAUGGUCAGGAUGUUCAUGUGAAUACUACAAAUGGGAAAAAAGUUGUUGCCAAUGUCACAAAAGUGUUUCCAAAGGACACUGAAGCUUCACCUGGAGGUGUAGAUGACAUGACUAAGCUUUCAUAUUUGCAUGAACCAGGAGUUCUGCAAAACCUGGCUACUAGAUACGAACUUAACGAGAUAUAUACAUAUACUGGAAAUAUUUUGAUUGCAAUAAACCCUUUCCAAAGAUUACCUCAUCUGUAUGAUACUCACAUGAUGGAACAAUAUAAAGGAGCUGCACUUGGAGAGCUUAGCCCACAUGUUUUUGCAAUUGCAGAUGUUGCUUACAGGGCAAUGAAAAAUGAAGGGAAGAGCAACUCCAUUUUGGUCAGUGGAGAAAGUGGUGCUGGUAAAACUGAAACUACAAAAAUGCUAAUGAGAUAUUUAGCGCAUCUGGGUGGCCGGUCUGGAGUAGAAGGACGAACUGUUGAACAACAAGUUUUAGAAUCAAAUCCAGUUCUUGAAGCAUUUGGAAAUGCUAAAACUGUCAGGAACAACAAUUCUAGUCGUUUCGGUAAAUUUGUUGAGAUACAAUUUGAUAAAAAUGGGAGGAUAUCUGGAGCGGCUAUUAGAACUUACCUGCUGGAGAGAUCUCGAGUUUGCCAGAUUUCAUACCCUGAAAGAAACUAUCACUGCUUUUAUCUUCUCUGUGCAGCACCACUUGAGGAUAGAGAGAAGUAUAAGUUGGGAAGUCCUAAGUCAUUUCACUAUCUUAACCAGUCAAACUGCUAUGAGCUCGAUGGAGUAAGUGAUGCUGAGGAAUACCUUGUGACCAGGAGGGCCAUGGAUAUAGUUGGAAUCAGUGAGGAUGAACAGGAGGCAAUUUUUAGAGUUGUGGCUGCAAUUCUUCAUCUUGGUAAUAUUGAAUUUGCGAAGGGGGAGGAAAUUGAUUCUUCUGUCAUUAAGGAUGAAAAAUCUAUGUUUCAUCUUAACACAACUGCUGAAUUGCUCAAAUGUGAUGCCAAGAACUUGGAAGAUGCAAUGAUUAAGCGUGUGAUGGUGACACCAGAGGAAGUCAUUACAAGGACUCUUGAUCCUGAAUCUGCCUUGAGUAGCAGGGAUGCUUUGGCAAAAACAAUAUAUUCUCGUCUGUUUGACUGGAUUGUGGAGAAAAUAAAUAUUUCCAUUGGGCAAGAUCCAAACUCAAAAACAAUAAUUGGAGUUCUUGAUAUAUAUGGGUUUGAAAGUUUUAAACACAAUAGCUUUGAGCAGUUCUGUAUCAAUUUCACCAAUGAAAAACUGCAACAACAUUUUAAUCAGCAUGUAUUUAAGAUGGAGCAAGAGGAGUAUGAAAAAGAACAGAUAAAUUGGAGCUACAUAGAGUUCAUUGAUAAUCAAGAUGUACUGGAUCUGAUCGAGAAGAAACCUGGUGGAAUAAUUGCACUUUUAGAUGAAGCUUGUAUGUUUCCUAAGUCCACACAUGAGACAUUUGCUCAGAAGCUGUAUCAGACCUUUGUAAAAAACAAGCGUUUCAUCAAACCUAAGCUUUCACGUACCAAUUUUACAAUAUCUCACUAUGCUGGAGAGGUAACUUACAUGGCAGAUCUAUUCCUGGAUAAGAACAAAGAUUAUGUGGUGGCAGAACAUCAGGAUCUGUUAACGGCUUCAAAGUGUUCCUUCGUAGCUGGUUUAUUUCCUCCACUUCCUGAAGAAUCAUCGAAGUCUUCCAAAUUUUCUUCCAUUGGGUCUCGUUUUAAGCUACAACUACAAUCUUUAAUGGAGACUUUGAGUUCAACAGAACCUCACUACAUCAGAUGUGUGAAGCCAAAUAAUGUUCUCAAGCCUGCUAUUUUUGAGAAUAUUAACAUUAUGCAACAACUGCGUUGUGGUGGUGUUCUUGAAGCUAUCAGAAUCAGCUGUGCUGGAUACCCCACUAGACGUACAUUUGAUGAGUUUAUUCUCCGAUUUGGUGUUCUUGCUCCUGAAGUUUUGGAUGGAAAUUUUGAUGACAAGGUUGCUUGCCAGAUGAUUCUAGACAAAAUGGGACUAAAGGGUUAUCAGUUAGGUAAGACAAAGGUCUUCCUACGAGCUGGUCAGAUGGCCGAGCUAGAUGCAAGGAGAGCAGAGGUUCUUGGAAAUGCAGCCAGAACCAUUCAAAGGCAAAUCCGCACUCACAUUGCUCGGAAGGAGUUCAUCUCAUUACGCCAAGCUUCCAUUCAAUUACAGUCGUGUUGGCGAGCUAUAUCUGCUGGCAAAGUUUAUGAGCAAUUGCGACGUGAAGCUGCAGCUCUGAAGAUUCAGAAGAACUUCAGAUGUUACAUUGCUCGGAAAUCCUACUUAACAUUGCAGGAUUCCGCUAUCACAGUGCAGACUGGCAUGAGAGCAAUGAUUGCUCUCAAUGAAUUCAGGUUCAGGAAACGUACCAAGGCUGCAAUUAAAAUUCAGGCCCUCUUUCGUGGUCACAACAAAUAUUUUUAUUACAAGAGUCUUCAGAGGGCCGCUCUUAUCACCCAAUGUGGUUGGAGGCGACGGGUUGCUCGGAAAGAGCUUCGAAAUCUCAAAAUGGCUGCAAGAGAAACAGGUGCCCUCAAAGAAGCAAAAGACAAGCUAGAAAAGAAAGUAGAAGAACUUACAUGGCGCUUGCAGUUUGAGAAGCGAUUGAGGACUGAGUUGGAAGAAACAAAAGCACAAGAAAUUGCAAAAUUACAGGAGGCAUUGCAGUCAAUGCGAACACAAGUAGAAGAAGCAAAUGACAGAGUAAUAAAAGAACGAGAGGCAACACGGAAAGCAAUUGAAGAAGCUCCCCCAGUCAUUAAAGAAACCCCAGUUGUGGUUCAAGACACAGCAAAGAUUGAUGCAUUAACAGACGAGGUAGAGAGUUUGAAGGCUUUGCUGCUAUCAGAGAAACAGGCUGCAGAAGAGGUUAGAAAGGUUUCUGUAGAUGCUGAGGCCAGAAAUGUGGAUCUGGUUAGAAAACUUGAAGCAGCAGAGGGAAAAGUGGGUCAGCUUCAAGAUUCUGUACAGAGGCUUGAAGAGAAGCUAUCUAACAUGGAAUCGGAAAAUCAAGUAUUACGUCAACAAGCUCUGACCAUGUCACCUACAGGAAAAGCUAUAUCUGCACGUCCUAGAACAACUAUUGUUCAAAGAACUCCUGAUAAUGGAAAUAUUCAUAAUGGAGAAACUAAGGUUACACAUGAUAUGGUUCUUGCUGUGGCAAAUUCAAAGGAGCCGGAUUCCGAGGAAAAACCUCAGAAGUCCCUUAAUGACAAACAGCAAGAAAACCAGGACCUUCUGAUCAAGUGUAUUUCACAAGAUUUGGGAUAUUCUGGGGGUAAACCAAUUGCAGCUUGUGUUAUUUACAAAUGUCUUCUUCACUGGAGGUCUUUUGAGGUCGAAAGGACUACUGUAUUUGACCGAGUAAUUCAAACUGUAGCAUCAGCUAUUGAGGUUCCGGAUAAUAAUGAUGUAUUAGCCUACUGGUUAUGUAAUACGUCUACAUUGUUGAUGCUGCUUCAACACACACUUAGAGCAAGUGGGACAGCUAGCUUGACUCCCCAACGGUGGAGGUCUUCAUCAGCUUCUCUUUUUGGCAGGAUGUCACAAGGACUACGAGCUUCUCCACAGAGUGCUGGAAUCUCAUUUCUGAAUAAUCGGGUGCUUAGUAGACUCGAUGACUUGCGACAAGUAGAGGCCAAGUAUCCUGCUUUAUUAUUCAAGCAGCAGCUUACUGCUUUCUUGGAGAAAAUAUAUGGGAUGAUAAGAGACAGUCUAAAGAAAGAGAUUUCCCCCUUGCUUGGGUUGUGCAUCCAGGCGCCUAGAACAUCCCGCGCAGGUUUAGUUAAAGGGCGGUCUCAAGCUAAUGCUGGCGCUCAACAAGCCUUAAUUGCUCAUUGGCAGAAAAUUGUAAAAAGCCUAAAUAAUUACUUGAAGAUAAUGAAAGCAAACUAUGUUCCACCCUUCCUAGUCCGCAAGGUUUUCACUCAAAUAUUCUCAUUUGUCAAUGUGCAACUUUUCAACAGUCUGCUUUUGCGACGCGAGUGUUGCUCAUUCAGCAACGGUGAGUAUGUGAAAGCUGGAUUGGCUGAAUUAGAACAAUGGUGUUGUUUUGCGACUGAGGAGUAUGUGGGAUCAGCUUGGGACGAAUUGAAGCAUAUCAGACAGGCUGUUGGUUUUCUCGUUAUACAUCAAAAGCCUAAGAAGACCUUGAACGAAAUCACAAAUGAACUUUGCCCUGUUCUUAGCAUACAACAAUUAUACAGGAUUAGUACUAUGUACUGGGAUGAUAAGUAUGGCACCCACAGUGUUUCUUCAGAUGUCAUUUCAAAGAUGAAAACUUUGGUGAUGGAUAACUCGAACAAUGGAGUGAGCAGUUCAUUUUUAUUAGACGAUGACUCAAGUAUCCCGUUCUCUGUGGAUGACCUCUCCAAGUCUAUGCAACAAGUAGAUGUUGCUGAUGUGGAGCCUCCCCCAUUAAUCCGCGAUAAUUCAGGCUUUGUAUUUUUACACCAACGCUCAGAAUGAAGUCGUGGCAUUUGGUUAUGUCCUGUCCUAUUUGCCGAUGAUCCACACGUCAAGCACAUGCAGAUAGUUGUGAAUACAAUUUCAUCGUUGUCGCAUCAUUUCUAUGUAUAUUUUUCUUCAUUAGCUCAAACACACUUGGUUUGUUGUCUUGCUUGAUUUGCCUUUUAUUUUUUCCUGGACUUUUCAACGCAAGAAGCGUGAUCGAAAGGCCUUAGGGGGCGUCCUAUGCUUGAUGAUAUUAAAAGUAUAGGAACAUGUAUUGAUUGGCUUACAACGGUUGUUUGCCAGGUUUUUGGGUGUAAAUUCAUAGGAAUUUCAGUUUUUUAGGGUUCUCUAUUUGUUACAGAAUGACAGAAUGCAUUUUAAGGUGGUGAUGUAUUCUUUUGAUACAUAUUUAAGGUGUCGACAAGAUAAGGAUCUUGUAAAUGACUCCUAUAAAGAAAGGGUUCUUGUAAAUGACAGUCAUUUAUUUCUUUUAUUAUCUUAAUGUAAAGACAGAAUUUUUUAUUUUUA